GCAUGCACGUCAUAAGUCAGAGUUCAUACGGGUGCGCUGUCAUGGCUGCCUCCAUAGAAAACAUGUCUGCUUAACAUAAUAUGCAGAAAGGACACAUUUCACGUUUUGUGUCAGGUUAUGUGAUGAGACGUGUAUAAAGCGACUUUGUCCUGUAUUUUAGACGAUUUUUUUGAUUACUGAACGUAGUGUCAUCUGCAAACUUCAGGAGAUUGACAGAGGGGUCCUUGGCAGUUCAGUCUUUUGUGUACAGGGAGAAGAAUAUUGGGGAGAGCACACAUCCCUGGGGGCACCAGUGCUGACUGCAUCAGAAGAAAUUUGGUGACUAUUCUAAUGACAUUAAUCAACAUUUGCUGCUGUGGCAGACAUGCCUGGCAUUUAGGUCUCCGUGCCUUUGCCACACGAUCCACAAGCACAUUAAGGAAGAGUGAGCAGCAAGAUGACGGACCCGUGUUCCAGUAUGUCGGCCAACACAGAAAGCCCAAAGAGAAAGUGUUUGUAUGGGGCUUUAGCUUCACUGGAGCUUUAGGAAUCCCUAGCUUUGUAGUGCCUGACAGCGGCAGGAAAAAGCCCAGGAAGUACCAGCUCACACCUUACCGCCUGGAAACUGAACAGAAGAUUUCCUCAGCAGCCUGUGGAUAUGGUUUCACCCUGCUGGCAUCUAAAACCAGAGACCUGACCAAAUUGUGGGGCAUGGGCCUGAACAAAGAUUCCCAACUGGGCUUUCAACGUACACAACAUGACCGACAUAAGAGUUAUGACUAUGUCCUGGAGCCGUCUCCAGUGUCUCUCCCUCUGGCCAACCCUCAAGAGACACGUGUGUUACAGGUAUCAUGUGGCCGUGCUCACUCACUGGUGCUCACAGACUCUGAAGGAGUUUUCAGCAUGGGUAAUAAUGCCUAUGGACAGUGUGGGAGGAAGAUUGUGGAGGAUGAAGUUUACAGUGGCAGCCAUAUUGUUCACAAGAUUGAAGGUUUUGACAGCCGAGUCACCCAGGUGGCUUGUGGGCAGGAUCACAGUCUGUUUGUAACAGAGAGAGGCUCUGUGUAUGCCUGUGGGUGGGGGGCAGAUGGACAAACAGGUUUGGGCCACCACAACAAGUCCUCCUGUCCAGUGCUUGUCAGAGGAGACUUGGCUGGUGUCAAAGUUCAACAGGUGGUCACAUAUGGAGACUGCAGUUUGGCUGUGUGCACCGAUGGGCAGGUGUUUGGCUGGGGGAACUCUGAGUAUCUGCAGCUGGCGUCUGUCACUGAAGCAACACAGAUUAGCUCACCACGACUGCUGCCUCUGAGGGGGGUGGGUCGAGUCCAACAGGCGGCAUGUGGAGGAACACAGGUGGCUGUCCUGAAUGAGCAAGGAGAGGUGUUUGUUUGGGGUUUUGGAAUUCUGGGAAAAGGCCCAAAUCUUUCCGAGUCCGCUAUCCCAGAAAGAGUGCCAGCAACGUUGUUUGGGAGGUCAGAGUUCAACCCUGCAGUAAAGGUCUCUUCCAUCCGCUGUGGACUCAACCACUUUGCAGCCAUCACAGAUCGUGGUGAGCUGUUUGUUUGGGGUAAGAAUGUGAGAGGGUGUCUAGGAAUUGGGAAACAUGAUGAUCAGUAUUUUCCAUGGAGGGUGACGGUGCCAGGCCACGUGACAGAUGUUGCCUGUGGUGUUGACCACAUGGUGGCGCUGGUCAAAUCAAUCAUUUGAGUCUUCAUGUGUCACACUCUAUCCAGAUGGGUAUUUUUAAGCAAACAUGGAAAUGCGACACCUCCUCUG
This is a messenger RNA of Myxocyprinus asiaticus (Chinese sucker), 1755 nucleotides long. RefSeq names its product RCC1 like (gene rcc1l). The transcript has 13 exons. NCBI's taxonomy places the organism in Eukaryota, Metazoa, Chordata, Actinopteri, Cypriniformes, Catostomidae. The record is from RefSeq and is a predicted model, not a curated record. Bases 331 to 1686 code for a protein of 451 amino acids.